AUGUCUCAUUACAGACUUUCUUACUGUAAACUCUCAGAGAGUCACUGUGAAGUCGUGGCCUCAGCUCUGAAGUCCAACCCCUCCCAUCUGAUAGAACUGGACCUGAACUGGACCGACCUGCAGGAUUCAUUCAUGAAGCAUCUUUGUGAUGGACUGCAGAGUCCAAACUGUAAACUGGAGACUCUCAGAUUGAGGGGCUGCGGUUUGUCAGAGAUCAGCUGUGAUUCUCUGGUCUCAGCUCUGAAGUCCAACCCCUCACAUCUGGAACAUCUGGACCUGAGCUGGAACGACCUGCAGGAUUCAGGAGUGAAACAUCUGAGUGGUUUUGUGGAGAGUCCAGACUGCAUCCUGAAGACUCUGAGAUUGUUUGGUUGCAGUUUGUCAGAGAUCAGCUGUGAUUCUCUGGUCUCAGCUCUGAAGUCCAACCCCUCCCAUCUGGAACAUCUGGACCUGAGCUGGAACAAGCUGAAGGAUUCAGGAGUGAAACAUCUGAGUGGUUUUGUGGAGAGUCCAGACUGCAUCCUGAAGACUCUGAGAUUGUGGGGUUGCAGUUUGUCAGAGAUCAGCUGUGAUUCUCUGGUCUCAGCUCUGAAGUCCAACCCCUCCCAUCUGGAACAUCUGGACCUGAGCAGGAACAACCUGAAGGAUUCAUCAGUGAAACAUCUGUUAGAUCUUGUGAAGAGUCCAGACUGCAUCCUGAAGACUCUGAGAUGGAAGUGAUGCUGAUCAGGACGGUGUUUGUGGUGAGAGGAUGAAGUGUGUCCUGAUGAUCCAGAGGUUGAAGCAGCAGCAGCAGCUGGUGUGUAGAGACUCUGACUGGACCAUGUUACUGGGAGGUGGACUGGGAACCAGUAUGAAGUGUGUUGUUCCUGUAUAGUUUAGUGUUGCAGCUCCACACUGUGAAUGAUGGAGAAGUUCAGUUCAUGUUGACUUGAUCCGUUGGAGGUUGAUGAUGUUCAGACUCAGGUUUUCUAACGUUAAUAUUCAGAUGAAAAUAAACAGACUUUCAGAGAUUUUUUACAGAUUUUAUAGAAGCAGCUGCAGCUCAUUCAUUAACUUCUUCUAUAUUGUCUAAAUGUCUUCUUACCUGGACAGGUGUAAAAAAUGUGAGUGUCCACAUUUGACCUUCAGCUGCUCCAAUGAUUCCUUAGUCUUUGCUAAACUGUCUGAUAUUCUCAUAUUUCCAUCGUGUGGAGGCUGUAAUUAUCACCAACACUUUAAUUAACCUCCAGAAGAUGACAGAAGGAAGUCAUUGACGUGUUUUACUGGACAACAAGUGAACUAUGUCCAGUUUAUCAGAGAAAUCACUGAUAUCUGUAUUAAUACACAUUAAUGUCUCAGGAGUUGUUGAGAUCUUCAGCAGUGAGGCUCAGAGGAGUCCUUUACUGUCAUUUCUCUGUUGGUGGGAAUGUUGUUGCUUUUUACAUCUAUCUGAGUUUCUUUGUGUUGAGCCUCCGUUUCUUAACUUCCUGUUUGACAUCUGGAGACGACAAAGACGUUCUAAGUUCUAACUUGGGUCUGAUGUUUCUUCAAUCAACCAAUCAUGUUUUCAAAGAUACUGCAGUAAAUAAUGAAUAUUAGAGCUAAAAUACUACAGUAAAUGACAGAUUUAUGAUUUAAUAUUCAGGGUAAAAUGUUGCAAUAAAUGAUGAAGAAUGCAGUUAAAAUACUUCCGUAAAUGACAAAUACUACAGAUAAAAUACUGCAGUUAAUGAUUAAUAGUACAGCUAAAAUACUGCAGUAAAUAAUGACACAGUGGCAUGUCUGAAGUAAAGACAUAAAUAAUUAAAACAGAUGUGUGGAUUCAUGAAAAGUAUGUUUAAAAUGUUUGCUAAUGUGACGUUGAACAUCUACUACAGUUCCUGGUUUGUCUUUUGCAGUUUUAUUCAGUGGAUUCAAAAUUUAUUCAGAGUUCUUCCUGUAAAUAAACAUUUGUGUGUGUAAUAAAGACGUUUUGUUUCCCUGAAGUUAGUCUAAUAAAUGGAUUUUUUAAUAAAGUCUGAUUUUUAUCUGA
Acanthochromis polyacanthus (spiny chromis) is the source of this 2014-nucleotide messenger RNA. Its product is annotated as NACHT, LRR and PYD domains-containing protein 12-like. The transcript has 5 exons. Gene Ontology annotation, molecular function: protein binding. The coding region runs from base 1 to 720 and encodes 239 amino acids. Lineage: Eukaryota; Metazoa; Chordata; Actinopteri; Pomacentridae. The record is from RefSeq and is a predicted model, not a curated record.